UUAUUUUGACUUUGUACUGUAUUUGCUCUCCAAUUGGACAGUGACAAAGGCUGAGACUGGCUCUGGGUUGUGAUGGGUUGAGAUCUUGCACUGCACAUGUUCCGCAUUAGAUGAAUAAACAGACAGACAGCUGGCAGACUGCAUUCUGAGGUGGGAUCGGGGAUGGCUCAUGUGUCUUUGUUUUCAUGGCUCGCUUCGAGGCAAGCAACACUGAACCAUGCAUGAGAGCACCAGCAGUUCCUGAUGACUGUGUAAUCUUGUUCUCCAUAGCCAAUGUGAGUAGGACCUUAAAACAGGUUCACAAGGCUGCGGGGCCAGACAGAUGACCAGGACGCAUACUCAGAGCCUGUGCCGAUCAGCUGCCGGGUGUCUUAACUGACAUGUUCAACCUCUCCCUAACCCAGUCUGUAAUACCUACAGGUUUCAAGCAGACCACCAUAGUCCCUGUGCCCAAGAACGCAAAGGUUCUACCUGGAGAGUGUGUUCUGGUGUACUCAAUGCAUUCCCAAUGCUUCAGCAGACCUCAGUCCAGAGAGAGUCAACCUGCGGCUGUUGUGACACACCUGAGAUACAGACAAGAGUCACAUUGAGACAACCACAGCAGUGGGACACAAGACAACUCUCCACAGUGCUUUGUUGUUUCCUCUUAGCUGAAGCCAUGGAUAUGACUACGGCCAAGACCACCGCAAGCUUUCUCUCCACUGUCUCCAGCACCUCCAUGACCCCCAUUCUCACUGUUACAACGGACGCCAGGAUGGAACAGGAGAUGGUCACAGAGUCCAGGACAAAACUCAUGACCACUAACAUUACUAUAACAACAACCAACGAGACAAGCUUCAAUGCCACCAAGCUGCCAGAGUUGGAGCUCGAGGGCUCUGAGAUGGGCAUGGUGUUGGUGCCCUUUGGCAUCAUCACUGUAAUUGGCCUGACAUUGGUCGUGAUGCUGUAUAUCAGGAAACGAAAGAGACUGGAGAAGCUGAGGCACCAGCUGAUGCCCAUGUAUAACUUUGAUCCGGCAGAGGAACAGGAUGACUUGGAACAGGAACUCCUGGACCACAACCUCACAGGACCCAAUAACAAGACUCUCACGACCUCCCAGGGGAUGACACAGAGGCCCAGUCGCCUGGUCUUCACAGACGUAGCCAACGGUCUCAAUGCAUAACUACACUCUUAAAGACAUGAGAGGGGACUGGGGGGCGUGGGGAGGGGACUAGCUAUUCCGUCAUUGAGAUAUGUUGCUCAGGAAAAAAAGGAAAACUGGAAUGAAGGCCAUGGAAACAUACUGAUGUCUGGGGGAUGUUUUUCAGGCUGGGCUAUAAGGGAAUUCUGAUGUUUAAGUUGUAAUGUAGUCAUAGUUUAACUGUGAGGUUCUCCCAUCAUUGUCAUUAGCGCAAAACAUCAUCUACAGUGACUAUGGUGGGAUAUAUGGGGAAAUUAGGUGAACUGAAGGAUUUUGUACUGGUUGUUAUUUGUUGCACAAAUACUUAAUGGGUUUUUGUUGGAUCACUGUCUUUCUCUGUAGUUAAGUGAUAGUGGUGGUAGAACUCCUACAUCCAUCUUCAUUGAAAAAUUUGUCUAGAAUGUAUUCAUUUCCACAUGUUCGUAUUUUGCUGCUAAAUGUAGACAACCACAUUUGAGAAGAGUCUCCUCUAAAAUGGUUAUGCAAAAAUGUUGACUUUUUACUGAUUCCAUAAUGGUGGUGGACUAGAGACCUGGAACGACAAGGGAAUGGACAUUCUACACAUUGAAGAACUAAAACACGACAUCAGGAGAUCUGGAGGACAAUGCCUGAGGUACUGUAACCCACCUAGUGUACAUUACUGUACCCCUGUCCACACAUCCUAAAUGUGUCUUUCAGCACUUCUGUCUCUAUCGCCCCUUUGCCCUCAAAGUAUUAGUAUAUUUCCUCUAAGUAAUAAAGUAUUAGUAUAUUUUCUCUAAGUAAUAAAGUAUUAGUAUAUUUCCUCUAAGUAAUAAAGUAUUAGUAUAUUUCCUCUAAGUAAUAAAGUAUUAGUAUAUUUCCUCUAAGUAAUAAAGUAUUAGUAUGUUUCCUCUAAGUAAUAAAGUAUUAGUAUAUUUCCUCUAAGUAAUAAAGUAUUAGUAUAUUUCCUCUAAGUAAUAAAGUAUUAGUAUAUUUCCUCUAAGUAAUAAAGUAUUAGUAUAUUUCCUCUAAGUAAUAAAGUAUUAGUAUAUUUCCUCUAAGUAAUAAAGUAUUAGUAUAUUUCCUCUAAGUAAUAAAGUAUUAGUAUAUUUCCUCUAAGUAAUAAAGUAUUAGUAUAUUUUCUCUAAGUAAUAAAGUAUUAGUAUAUUUCCUCUAAGUAAUAAAGUAUUAGUAUAUUUCCUCUAAGUAAUAAAGUAUUAGUAUAUUUCCUCUAAGUAAUAAAGUAUUAGUAUGUUUCCUCUAAGUAAUAAAGUAUUAGUAUAUUUCCUCUAAGUAAUAAAGUAUUAGUAUAUUUCCUCUAAGUAAUAAAGUAUUAGUAUAUUUCCUCUAAGUAAUAAAGUAUUAGUAUAUUUCCUCUAAGUAAUAAAGUAUUAGUAUAUUUCCUCUAAGUAAUAAAGUAUUAGUAUAUUUCCUCUAAGUAAUAAAGUAUUAGUAUAUUUCCUCUAGGUAAUAAAGUAUUAGUAUAUUUCCUCUAAGUAAUAAAGUAUUAGUAUAUUUCCUCUAAGUAAUAAAGUAUUAGUAUGUUUCCUCUAUAACAAGUAAUAAAGCAGCAACAUUGGUUUCUAUACACUUAAAGAUACAGUAUUUAACCAACAGUAUUUUGACGACCACUUAUUGUGCCGCUACUUUUUGAUGAAUACAUGACAGACGAACAUAGCUAUGUGAUACUUUUAUUGGUAACAGACAGACCAAGCAGCACCUCUAUACUCAUGCAAAAACACACCAUAAAGCGAAACAGAUCAGAGGCAAACUAAAAAACACCAUUUUGAGUUGUGUAUUCAAGUUCAAAUGGAUUACAUUGAAAAUAAAUCUUCAUGAAGUA
This is a messenger RNA of Oncorhynchus kisutch (coho salmon), 2984 nucleotides long. RefSeq lists its product as uncharacterized. The record is from RefSeq and is a predicted model, not a curated record. Bases 509 to 1162 code for a protein of 217 amino acids. Lineage: Eukaryota; Metazoa; Chordata; Actinopteri; Salmoniformes; Salmonidae. The transcript has 5 exons.